Messenger RNA from Homo sapiens (human), 2316 nucleotides. It is a transcript of the gene GSDMD, whose product is annotated as gasdermin D. Lineage: Eukaryota; Metazoa; Chordata; Mammalia; Primates; Hominidae. Gene Ontology annotation, cellular component: mitochondrial membrane; cytosol; nucleus. Gene Ontology annotation, biological process: transmembrane transport; positive regulation of inflammatory response; defense response to Gram-negative bacterium. The record is from RefSeq and is marked reviewed. Bases 704 to 2158 code for a protein of 484 amino acids. Gene Ontology annotation, molecular function: phosphatidylinositol-4,5-bisphosphate binding; phosphatidic acid binding; cardiolipin binding. The transcript is spliced from 14 exons.
CUUCCUUGGAGCCCCGCCGCCCGCCGCUCACUCUGCACACGCAGCAGAAGGGACGUGGUGUUCCCCAGGCUCUGGCCCCCCAGGACCUGCGCGGAUCUGGCCCAGGGCGCCUCGCCGACUUCCGUAAACUGGGCGGAGGGAUGAACCCCGACCCAGGGGACGGAGGCGCUCGCCCUCUCGCUGCAGGGUUCUGCCCUCAACACUUCUGGCCCCGCCUGUGAAUGGGGGCCGGAGCGAUGGGGCGGGGCCGGCCUCCCUCCCUCCUCCCAGGCUGACCUCUGCCCUCCUUCGAGCACUUCCCGUUCGGGGUGAUGAUUGAAGAACUGAGUGUGGACAGAGCACCUGUCCUCGCCAGCGCCCAGCUGGAAGCUGAGUUAUUUGUGGCUGCAGCAUUCCAACGCACACACCACCAGAAAUCCCCUUCAGCAUACUGGCCUCAGACCUACCAGGGCAGAGACCUUGUCUUGUUUGCUGCUAGAACCCAGGAUCGCUGGAAAAUCACCUAGCAGCAGCCAGGUGCGGUGACUCACGCCUGUAAUCCCAGCACUUUGGAAGGCCAAGGCGGGUGGAUAGCAAGGUCAAGAGAUCGAGACCAGCCUGGCCAACAUGCUCUGGGCACCUCCAGCUCCUGCUCGCCGGACGGCUCCCAGGGAGAGCAGACGCGCCAGACGCGCCACCCUCGGGGCGCCGACGGUCACGGAGCAUGGGGUCGGCCUUUGAGCGGGUAGUCCGGAGAGUGGUCCAGGAGCUGGACCAUGGUGGGGAGUUCAUCCCUGUGACCAGCCUGCAGAGCUCCACUGGCUUCCAGCCCUACUGCCUGGUGGUUAGGAAGCCCUCAAGCUCAUGGUUCUGGAAACCCCGUUAUAAGUGUGUCAACCUGUCUAUCAAGGACAUCCUGGAGCCGGAUGCCGCGGAACCAGACGUGCAGCGUGGCAGGAGCUUCCACUUCUACGAUGCCAUGGAUGGGCAGAUACAGGGCAGCGUGGAGCUGGCAGCCCCAGGACAGGCAAAGAUCGCAGGCGGGGCCGCGGUGUCUGACAGCUCCAGCACCUCAAUGAAUGUGUACUCGCUGAGUGUGGACCCUAACACCUGGCAGACUCUGCUCCAUGAGAGGCACCUGCGGCAGCCAGAACACAAAGUCCUGCAGCAGCUGCGCAGCCGCGGGGACAACGUGUACGUGGUGACUGAGGUGCUGCAGACACAGAAGGAGGUGGAAGUCACGCGCACCCACAAGCGGGAGGGCUCGGGCCGGUUUUCCCUGCCCGGAGCCACGUGCUUGCAGGGUGAGGGCCAGGGCCAUCUGAGCCAGAAGAAGACGGUCACCAUCCCCUCAGGCAGCACCCUCGCAUUCCGGGUGGCCCAGCUGGUUAUUGACUCUGACUUGGACGUCCUUCUCUUCCCGGAUAAGAAGCAGAGGACCUUCCAGCCACCCGCGACAGGCCACAAGCGUUCCACGAGCGAAGGCGCCUGGCCACAGCUGCCCUCUGGCCUCUCCAUGAUGAGGUGCCUCCACAACUUCCUGACAGAUGGGGUCCCUGCGGAGGGGGCGUUCACUGAAGACUUCCAGGGCCUACGGGCAGAGGUGGAGACCAUCUCCAAGGAACUGGAGCUUUUGGACAGAGAGCUGUGCCAGCUGCUGCUGGAGGGCCUGGAGGGGGUGCUGCGGGACCAGCUGGCCCUGCGAGCCUUGGAGGAGGCGCUGGAGCAGGGCCAGAGCCUUGGGCCGGUGGAGCCCCUGGACGGUCCAGCAGGUGCUGUCCUGGAGUGCCUGGUGUUGUCCUCCGGAAUGCUGGUGCCGGAACUCGCUAUCCCUGUUGUCUACCUGCUGGGGGCACUGACCAUGCUGAGUGAAACGCAGCACAAGCUGCUGGCGGAGGCGCUGGAGUCGCAGACCCUGUUGGGGCCGCUCGAGCUGGUGGGCAGCCUCUUGGAGCAGAGUGCCCCGUGGCAGGAGCGCAGCACCAUGUCCCUGCCCCCCGGGCUCCUGGGGAACAGCUGGGGCGAAGGAGCACCGGCCUGGGUCUUGCUGGACGAGUGUGGCCUAGAGCUGGGGGAGGACACUCCCCACGUGUGCUGGGAGCCGCAGGCCCAGGGCCGCAUGUGUGCACUCUACGCCUCCCUGGCACUGCUAUCAGGACUGAGCCAGGAGCCCCACUAGCCUGUGCCCGGGCAUGGCCUGGCAGCUCUCCAGCAGGGCAGAGUGUUUGCCCACCAGCUGCUAGCCCUAGGAAGGCCAGGAGCCCAGUAGCCAUGUGGCCAGUCUACCAUGGGGCCCAGGAGUUGGGGAAACACAAUAAAGGUGGCAUACGAAGGAAA